CGCCGUGCUGCGCCGUGGUACAUUUAAACCGAGCUGUGAGGGGCAGGGAGACUCGCACCCACAGUGCCACCAAACAACAACAACAACAACAACAACAAAAGCCAAACCUGGAGCUCUGCGGUCGGGAAGCGGUCCUCUUUUCGGAGAUGUCCCACGUGCAGUUGUCGAGCAGCGCGCUGGAGAGGCUGGUGGCGCGCAGGACCUUCCCUCUCCAGAGGCGCACCGGCGUUUGCCGCAGCCUAUUCGGCCCGGUGGAUCACGACGAGCUGGAGCGGGACGUGGAAGCCAAGCUGCGGGAGAUGCGCGAGCGGGACCGGGAGAGGUGGAACUUUAAUUUCGAGGACAACGCGCCGCUGGAUGGGGACUACGAGUGGGAAGAGGUGGCCGCGGAGAAGACGGCGGCGUUUUACCGGGAGUCGGCGUCGGGCGGCCGGAGGCGCACGCCGGCGACGCCCGUCAAGCAGACGCCCCCCUCGGACUCCGGCGCGCCGGAGAGUCCCGGCGCGGACGUCAUGGAGCGCUUAGCGGCGCCGGAGAGCGGGGACGGCAUCUCCGCCACCCCGGUGGAGGCGAACCAGGAGAACAGGCCGGUCAGAGUGAUCUCAGGGACUCGCAGACAGGCUCCGUGUGCCAGGCGCAAGAGGACGGCUGCUGCUGCUGCUGCUGCUGACAACAACACGCACAUCACAGACUUCUUCGUGAAACGAAAGAAGGUUGCCGACAGACUUCCCAAGUCUCCCAUCACGGUGGAACAAACUCCGCGAAAGAGGAUCCGCUGAACGUGGUGCUUUGUUUUCUUCUUCUACACUUUUUUUUCUCCGUUGUUGCACAACUUCCCGGCGCGUUUUUUUUUGAGGAUUCUACCGGAGCCGAGAGUCUUUUUCUUUUUCUUUUUUUUUCUUUUUU
Molecule: messenger RNA, 906 nt
Organism: Fundulus heteroclitus (mummichog)
Lineage: Eukaryota; Metazoa; Chordata; Actinopteri; Cyprinodontiformes; Fundulidae
Product: cyclin-dependent kinase inhibitor 1C
Exons: 3
Coding region: 147-779 (210 amino acids)
Biological process (GO): regulation of cell cycle
Cellular component (GO): nucleus
Molecular function (GO): cyclin-dependent protein serine/threonine kinase inhibitor activity
Source: RefSeq, a predicted model, not a curated record